AUGCCUGCAAUGUUUGUCCGGUUCAACUCCAGCCAUGGCUUCCCAGUGGAGGUCGAUUCUGACACCAGCAUCUUCCAACUCAAGGAAGCGGUUGCUAAGCGACAGGGGGUUCCGGUUGAUCAGUUACGUGUGAUCUUUGCAGGGAAGGAGCUGCGGAAUGACUGGACACUGCAGCACUGUGACCUGGAUCAACAGAGCAUUGUUCAUGUUGUGCAGAGACCCCAGAGCCAGGCCCCGGGGGCCCACUCCAGGACUGCCGCGGGAGGCUUGGAGCGAGAGCAUGCCAGCUUGACCCGUGUGGACCUCGGCAGCUCCAUCCUACCAGCAGACUCUGUGGGCCUGGCCGUUAUCCUGAGUCCGGAAAGGAAGACUGGCCCACCACCAGUUGGGAGUUCAGCAGGUAAACCACCUUACAACAGCUUCUACGUGUAUUGCAAAGGCCCUUGUCAAGCAGUGCAGCCAGGAAAACUCCGAGUCCAGUGCAGCACCUGCAAACAAACAACGCUCAUCUUGGCCCAGCCCACCCCAAUGAGGAAAGAACCAUCAUUGCUCCCCUCUGGCAGCUCAGAGGCUGCUGCCCACAAUCACCUGGACUUUGUCAGUAACAGGGAGCGCUCCACCUUUAUGGACCUGAAUCAAAUGGCUACUCCACAAUACCUGCAUGUCUUUGACCCCUGUGCUACCUGA
Molecule: messenger RNA, 687 nt
Organism: Chrysochloris asiatica (Cape golden mole)
Lineage: Eukaryota; Metazoa; Chordata; Mammalia; Afrosoricida; Chrysochloridae
Product: E3 ubiquitin-protein ligase parkin-like
Exons: 5
Coding region: 1-687 (228 amino acids)
Biological process (GO): ubiquitin-dependent protein catabolic process
Cellular component (GO): mitochondrion; cytosol
Molecular function (GO): polyubiquitin modification-dependent protein binding; ubiquitin-protein transferase activity
Source: RefSeq, a predicted model, not a curated record